Populus trichocarpa (black cottonwood) is the source of this 1326-nucleotide messenger RNA. Its product is annotated as GDSL esterase/lipase At2g42990. The coding region runs from base 11 to 1132 and encodes 373 amino acids. Gene Ontology annotation, molecular function: hydrolase activity, acting on ester bonds. The transcript is spliced from 3 exons. The record is from RefSeq and is a predicted model, not a curated record. NCBI's taxonomy places the organism in Eukaryota, Viridiplantae, Streptophyta, Magnoliopsida, Malpighiales, Salicaceae.
CAAUUUCCACAUGCCCAUCCUUUUCCAGGAUUCUUUUAUAAGGUCACCAAAAACACUUAAAAACCAAGGAGAAAUGGGAUACAUGCAUGUUCUUUGUCUCUUCUUUACACAAAUAAUAUAUAUCCUGGUGCUAGUUGCUGAAACGACUGCUAAUGUCCCAGCAAUUAUAGUUUUUGGAGAUUCAUCUGUUGAUGCUGGAAACAACAACGUGAUUUCCACUGUUCUCAAGAGCAAUUUCAAGCCUUAUGGCCGCGAUUUCGAAGGUGGUCGCCCCACUGGACGAUUCUGCAAUGGGCGUAUACCUCCUGAUUUCAUUUCUGAGGCAUUUGGUCUCAAGCCAGCAAUACCAGCUUACUUGGACUCACAGUAUAGUAUAUCAGAUUUUGCCACUGGCGUUUGCUUUGCUUCUGCUGGGACUGGCUAUGACAAUGCAACUUCUAAUGUGCUAAAUGUGAUACCCUUAUGGAAGGAACUAGAGUACUACAAGGAUUACCAAAAAAAACUGAGAGCUUAUGUUGGCGAGCGGAAGGCGAAUGAGAUAUUCAGUGAGGCUCUAUACCUGAUGAGCUUAGGUACAAAUGAUUUCCUUGAAAAUUAUUACACAUUUCCAACCAGGCGAUCCCAGUUUACUGUCAGACAAUACGAGGAUUUUCUUGUUGGACUUGCAAGAAAUUUCAUAACAAAACUUUACCAUCUCGGUGGUAGGAAAAUAUCUUUAACUGGUGUUCCUCCAAUGGGGUGUCUGCCAUUGGAGAGGACCACAAAUAUCAUGGGUCAGCAUGACUGUAUACAGGAAUAUAACAAGGUGGCCGUGGAAUUUAAUGGGAAAUUAGAGGGUUUGGUAUCAGAACUGAAGAGAGAGCUUCCUGAGCUCAGGAUGUUGUUUACAAGGACUGUUUAUGAUAAUGUCUAUCAAAUCAUUAGAAAUCCUGCUGCAUAUGGAUUCCAGGAGACAGGGAAGGCAUGCUGUGCCACAGGAACAUUUGAAAUGAGUUACCUUUGCAAUGAACAUUCAAUUACAUGUCCAGACGCCAAUAAAUAUGUAUUCUGGGAUGCCUUCCAUCCCACAGAGAGAACAAAUCAAAUAAUCUCGCAGCAAUUGAUCCCUACUCUUCUAGCAGAAUUUCAAUGAAGUAAUGGAAUUUGAUAGCAAAUAUUUGGAAUGAUAUGGUAGUGGAACGUAAUGUAAUGUAAUAAAUUGGAUGAUAUGGUAGUGCAAGGUAAUGUAAUGCAAUGAAUUGGAUGAUGUAAUUAAGAAUAUAAUGUAAUGAAAUUGACUGAAACAUUACAUUUUAUGAAAAUUAAAAUAAAUAUUUAUAAGAAAAA